Molecule: messenger RNA, 3414 nt
Organism: Trichoplax adhaerens
Lineage: Eukaryota; Metazoa; Placozoa; Uniplacotomia; Trichoplacea; Trichoplacidae
Exons: 1
Coding region: 1-3414 (1137 amino acids)
Molecular function (GO): protein binding
Source: RefSeq, a predicted model, not a curated record
AUGAACGUCAAAAUCAAAAACAGAAGUCAACAUGCGAUCGCCAAUGAAAAUUUUAAUAAUGGUAACUACCAAGCUGCACUUACAUUGUACAUGCAAAUACUGGAGGACUGUCGCAAAGUUGAUCAUCAAAUCGACAAGGCAACCCAAGCAGAUCUAUGUAAUGCCAACUUAAAUGUUGCCAAAGCCCACUGUAUGCUUUAUCAUAGCCAACAAGCAAAUCACUUUUGUUGCCAAUCACAUCAAUUAGCUAAGCAAUUAACCGAUAAUCACUUAAUAGUAGCCGAAUGCCAUGAUUGCUCUGGUGAUAUUAAAAGACUGGCUGGUCGAUAUUGUGAAGCAUUGGUAGAAUAUCAAGAAUCGUUUAGUACUAGAAUUAGCGUCAAAGGAGAAGACAAUCCGAGUACGGCAAAGUCAUUUAACAAAAUUGGUAAAAUACUUUAUUUACAACAAAAAUAUAAUGAAUCUCUUCACAUGCAGCAAAAAGCACGUAAUAUUUUAUUACUACAAGUAGAUAACAACAAUAUUCCAAACAUCGAUAUUGCCGAAGUUUAUUCCGAUAUUGGAAUGGUUUACAUGUCACAAGGAAAUUUAUUAGAUGCAAGCAUUCUAUUUGAGAAAUCGUUACUCGUUAUUAUUAAAAUAUUAGGAGAGAAUAAUCUACGAGUAGCGGAUAUAUAUAAUAAACUUGGUUCGGUUUAUUUAAUGCAAAAUCAAUUAGAAGAAGCUACAGCUAUGUUUAAAAAAGCUACUAAUAUAAUUAAUGAGAUAAUCGGUCUGAAUACUUUAGAAGCAGCUACGACUUUUAAUAACUUUGCUAGAAUUCAACUAGCGCAAGGCAAAUACGACGAAGCCGAAUUAAUGUGCUCAAAAUCUUUGAGUAUACAAAUAGUACGAUUAGGGAAUAAUCAUUUAAAAAUCGCAGAAACCUAUACAACUCUAAGCCAAGUGUAUAAAGGAGUCAAGAAAUACAAUGAAGCAAUAGAUGCCCUACAAAAAGUCAUAAACAUGCAGCGUAUGAUAUUAGGCGAUAGGCACUUGAUCAUUGCAGAAUCUUACUUUAAUAUAGGUGAAAUUUACGACUUACAAGCCAGCUAUGACGAUUCGCUAUUAUUUUAUCAAGUAUGUUUAAAAAUUCGACUAGAAAUUAGUGGGGAUAUGGAUGAAAAUGUGGCCAAAACCUAUCAUCGUAUCGGAUUAGCCCAGUUCUCACUAGGAGAAUAUAACAAUGCUCUAAAUCACUAUCAUCAUGGAUUACGAUGCUAUCUAGAAAUGAUUGGAUUUCAGAAUUUAACUGUAGCUUCAUUACUUAAUGAUCUUGGAUUUGCUAAUCAAAAGUUAGAAAAUUAUAACGAAGCAAUUAGCGUUCAUUCUCAAGCUAUAUCCAUACAACGGCGAUUGCUGGGUCAAUGCAAUUCAUCUUUAGCUUCAUCAUAUAAUAGCAUUGCAAUAGCUUAUCAACUGAAUGGCAACUUUAACCAAGCUAUAUGCAUGCUACAGAAAAAAUUAAAAAUUCAGUUAGUAUUACUGGGAAAGAACGAUACAAAAAUUGCUAAUACAUACAGCAAUCUCGGAUCGUUAUAUCAACUACAAGGUAAAUAUGUUGAUGCAUUAGUUAUGUAUAAAAAGUGUAAAAAAAUUCUACUCAAAGUCUUGGGUAAUAACAAUAUAGAUUUAGCAGAAUCACACCGUAAUAUAGGAUUCAUUUACAUACUACAAGGUCGAUAUGACGAUGCAAUGUCAUUACUUAGGCAAAGUUUACAAAUUUAUUAUGAAAAACUAGGCCAAAAUGAUUUAGAAGUAGUUAAAGUGUAUGAGAAUAUCGGAUCAAUAUACAAUUGCCAAAGAGAUUUCAGUAGCGCAUUAGGAGCCUACCGGAAAUGUUUAGCAAUAAAGCUAACGCUGUUAGGAAAUAGUCAUUUUGAUUUAGCGGUGACUUAUAGCGAUAUUGCUUCUAUUUAUUAUUCAAUUGCUCAAUUCGAUCAAGCUCUAGAUUCUUAUGAGAAAUGUUUAAAAAUUCAAGAAAACCAUCUUGGUCUCGAUCAUUUACAAGUAGCAACAACAUAUUAUAAUAUUGGAAAGAUAUAUUAUCUACAAAACAAGCAAGAUACCGCUUUAGCUAUGUAUAACAAGUGUAAAAAUAUCCAACUGAAAAGUCUUGGCGAAAAAAAUCCUACCAUUGCUAAAUUAUAUAUCAGCAUAGGAUUAGUACAUGUAUCGAAAGAGCAAUAUGAAGAUGCUAUGUUGUUAUAUCAGAAAGGAUUAGCAAUUCAAAUAAAAUAUUUGGGUAGUAAUAAUUCGCAGACUGCAUCGACUUUAUCAAAUAUAGCAUCAGUCUACAAAGCUCAAAAUAAAUUUGAUGACGCUAUAUCUUUAUAUAACAAUUGUAUUUCUAUCGAAGAAGAAUUAUCGGGUGAUCAUCAUGGAUGCAUGAUAAUAUUAUAUCAAAAUUUGGCCUCAACCUAUGAAUCAUGCGAUAAAUUAGACGAUGCAAUCAAGGCAUAUCACAAAUGUUUAAAUAUUCAACAACACCUAUUUGGAGAAAAUAGUCUCCACGUCGCUUCCACAUUUAAUGAUAUUGCUUCCAUUUACGUCAAGCAAAGCAAGCACAACGAUGCAGCAUUUCAAUGUGAAGAAAGUAUUAAGAUACUUAAUAAAGCUCUUGGAGAUAAGAGUCUACUAGUUGUAACUAUGUAUAAUAAAUUAGCAAAUAUUUAUGCAGAACAAGGGCACAUAGAUAAGGCUUUAACCACAUUACAUCAGAGUCUGGACAUCUUUCUAGCACUUCGAAAAGAAAAAAGCUCCAAAAAUGAAACUAUUUUAUUUCGAGACGCCUUAGAAUGCAAACAACAAUUUAAAUGUUUUGAUCAGAUGUCAUUAUUACAAAAGACCGUCGAUAUUCAACAGAAUUUUUUGGGUGACUACAAUUCACUUGUUUCUAUGUCAAAUCAUAACUCUGGAAGCACAUACCUAGCAGCAGAUAGAUUAGAUGAUGCAUUAAAAAUUUGCAACAAAUGCUUAAAAAUUCAACGGCAAAUUCUUGAUGACAACCAUCCCGCUUUAGCUAAAACCUAUUAUAAGCUGGGGAUAAUUUAUCUACAACAGGACAAUCAUAAGGAUGCUCUGAGCAUGUUUCAGCUAUCUAUUGAUAUCCAAAAUAGAAAUGAUGACGAUAACGAUGCUCUGUUAGCCAAUUGUUAUCAAAGCAUUGCUUCGAUCUAUAAGCUAAGCGGUAAUAAAACUUCAGCAAUCAUGAUGUACGAUAAAUGUUUAAACAUUCAGAAAACUCUAUUUGGAGAAAGUUAUCCAAAUAUUUCCGAAAUUUGUCAAGAGCUGAAUGAAAUCGCUAUAACCGACUCGCGUAAGUUCUACAAUAUUGAAAAAAUAAUUAGCCCACAAUGUGAAUUUUAUGUGUAG